Messenger RNA from Chroicocephalus ridibundus (black-headed gull), 4538 nucleotides. RefSeq names its product C-type lectin domain family 2 member B-like. The record is from RefSeq and is a predicted model, not a curated record. Gene Ontology annotation, cellular component: external side of plasma membrane. Bases 355 to 984 code for a protein of 209 amino acids. The transcript is spliced from 7 exons. NCBI's taxonomy places the organism in Eukaryota, Metazoa, Chordata, Aves, Charadriiformes, Laridae.
CGGGGCCGGGAGAGCGCUUCCAGCGGCGGAGGCGACCGCGGGGGUUCCCAAUCAGGUCCGCUCCAUCAGGCACCGCUGGACCGGCGGGGGGGAGGUGGAGCCAGCGGUGCGGUUCUCAACCAGGUCCGCCCCGUCACCGCCACGGAGGGUCUCCCGUGCCCGGGAGGUGAGCGAGGGGCUGUGCCCGCUGCUGCCGUCCCUGCAACGCCAGCAAAACAGCGGUUUUAACAGCUCGCCAUCUGCCGCUUAUAAACCCACUGCUCCCACUCCCUGCGCCGCCCAGGAGCGCUCCGGUCGCCCCAGCGUUUUGGGAGGAAACGGGGCUUCUUACUCUUUGCCUCGUCCCAGGGUGCCAUGAGGGAGAAGAACGGGUUCUGCUUCAAUGAUGGGAACGUGGAAGAGCCCCUGCGUGCCAAGGACGGAGGCAAAUCCCACCACCCAGAGGCGCCUGGAGAUUCAGGCAGAAGGAUGCACGUAAGAGUUCUGGGCAAGCAGCCCACGCUCCAUCCAGUGUGGGUCGUGGUGCUGGCUGUGCUGGUGGUUCUGGUGCUGGCUCUGGCCGUGGCUGUUGCUGUACUCGCAGCAGGAAGAUGUGGAGGGGAUCCAGCUGUGCCUGCGGCUCUGGUGCUGGCCUGUCCUGAUGACUGGGUCUGGUACCGCAAUGUCUGCUACUACCUGUCGAGGGCUGAGGGGAGCUGGGAGUGGAGCCAGGAGCAGUGCUCCUCGCAUGGGGCCUCGCUGGCCAUGCCCCGGAGGGAGGGGGAGAUGGAGUUCCUCUGGCGCCUCAAGGGCAACGUUGAUUACUGGCUUGGGCUGCGGAGACAGGGCGAGCGCCUGCAGUGGGUGAAUGGCAGCAGCUUCAACCAGACGUUUGAGGUCCACGGCCAAGGAGAGUGUGCGUAUUUGUACGACGGGGCUGUCGCGAGUGCAGGCUGCUCCCAGUCACGGCCGUACAUCUGCAGCAAGCCCCAAGCACUGAUGUGAGAAAGAAACUCGCUGCCAGCUCUCGUGAGAUGAUCCUGCAGGUUUUGAGAGGUGGUGGGAGCUGCCGAGUGCCUGCCUGUGCUGGGACCUCAAGGACGGAGCUGGUUUCUUUCCCCUCCUGGGACCACACCAGAACUCAUCUUGCUCCUCUCUCACAUCACACCUGAUGCACUUACUGCCAGAUGAGCUGGGCGCAGAAAGGUCGGUGCAGGUCCCUGUCCCUCUGCAGGGCAGAGGGGACACAGAGCCAGGGGGUGAAGUGGCCCAUGUGGGGCUCCCAUGAGAGUUAGAGUCUGAGUCAUGCUGAAGGUUUUGUUUUUUUUUUCUGUUUUUUAUUGCUUAUUAAAAUAUGAUGUUUUUCUAUGGGUGUUUCUCUCCUGCUGGAGGCAGCCCUGUCCCCUCCCCUCCUUGCCCCCGGGGGCAAUUUCCAUCCUGUCUUUGGGAGCAUUGGAGGACACGGCUGUGAGGGGGCGGCUGCCCCCUGGGGUCUUCUCCCUCCAGCCCUGGCAGUGUGGGGUGCUGGUGGUGGGAGGAGGGUGGCUGGAGCCCCCCUCCCUCCCUUUAGGUACUGGAAGUGGCUCCAAGGUCUCCCUGGAACCUUCUCUUCUCCAGGCUGAACAACCUUGUGCAGUUUCAGGUUCCUCAGCUGGUCUUGAACAUGUUCUUCUCCUCCAGUGGGGGCUCCCUCAUUCUCCUAGUCCCUGCCUUUGCCGUCUGCCACGUGGGUGUUGUGGCUGGAGCCGUGGCUGGUGAAGCCCAAGGCAAAAAAAGUCAUUGAGCAUCUCCGCCUUGUCCGUGUUCCUGCUGACCAGAUCUCCCCUUUCCUUCCAAAGUGGGCUCACAUCUUCCCUAGUCUUCCUCUUGUCAUUGAUGGACCUACAGGAGCUUUUUCUUGUGGCCCUUGAUGUCCCUGGCCAGAUUUGACUCUCUCUGGGCUUUAGCGUUCCUUACCUGGUCCCACGCUGCUGGGACAGUUUCUCUGCAUUCCUCCCAGGCUACCUCUCCUUGCUUCCACCCUCUGUAGACCUCCUGUUACUGUUUGAGCUUGUCCGGGAGCUCUUUGUUCAUCCAUGCGGAUGGACUUUGCCCGACCUCCUCUUCGUUAGGAUGCUUUGCUCCUGAGCUUGGAGGAGGUGAUCCUUGAAUACCGACCAGCUUCCUGGGGCCCCUCUUCCCUCCAGGGCUUUAUCCCAUGGAACCCUUCUAAGCAGGUUCCUCAAGAGGCCAAAGUCGGCUCCGAAGUCCUGGGUAUUGAGCUUACUGUGCGCCCUCCUCGCUGCCCUGCGGAUCUGGAAUGCCACCGUCUCCUGGUCCCUGUAGCCAAGGUUGCCCUUGAGCUUCACAUUCCCCACCAGCCCCUCCUUGGUGAGAAGAAGGUUCCAGGAACCUCCUGGGUGGCUUGUGCCCUGCUGCGUUGUCCUUCCAGCAGAUACCGGCGUGAUUGAAGUCCCCCAUGAGGACCAGGGCCUGUGAACGUGAGGUGGCUCCUGUCUCUCUAUCGAGGGCCUCAUCCGCUCGCUCUUCCUGGUCAGGUGGCCUCCGGCAGCCAUUGCUGAAAUGUCACCUGUCCUUGUCCUUAAGGACCCUUCUGCCCUCUGUUUAAAUACUUUAUCUGUCUCCAGUUGAGGGGAAAUGAGGACCUCAGUUAUUAAUAGCGAUUGCAGUUAAUAACUCAUUCAUCUACAGACAACAUGAGUAUGUGUUGGCGGGCAUAAAGUUGACGGUGUAUUCACCAAACCGAACAAGCUCUACAAGAAACAGGAGUGAACAGGGAAACGUCCCCUGUAAGAACGUGCAGCUGAACAGACCAAGGGCCAUCUUAGUACACCGCAGUGGAAAAACAGCCUUUAAUCAGCACCAGUAGCCUAAUGAGUCGUGUGUCUUAAUGAGGAUGAGGGUUAAAUCCCACAAAGGAGCCCGGGAGAGGCUGCUUGUCACCGAGAGCUGCAUCAUUUCUCUUCUCCACCGCUCACCAGUGGGGGGUUUCCUCUGUCUUGGUUUUCAUUACCUCUUUUUCUCCUUUUUUCUUCCCCAGAGGCGACUUUACCACAGGGGUUUAAAGCUUCCUAUUGGCUACAGCCCUCGUAAACGUAUUUCUUUGCCACGUCAGCGGUGCAGCAGGUGCAGCUAUGAUAUAGCGCAGAAAAAAAUCCUUAUUUCUAGUUUUACUGCUGACAAAAUGUGGUUUGAAACUGCCUUCAGCAAAGCCAGGAGGCGGCUGCCGAGGGCUCUGCCCUGGCUGUUUCCAUACCCAGCACUGGGUGCACAGAGGGGGUUUGGCAUCAACAUAAGAGACAACUCUGGAGAGGGAAAAAUAAAUCAAAUAGAAAUAAAAUAUAAGGUGUUUAUGCGGCCGCAUCCUGGAAAAUAGCAUGAGAGCCCCACUCUAGGGCUUUUUCUCUAAAAGCUUCGGUUCCUCCUGUUUGGGAGUUUCCUGUCGAUGCUGCAGAGAAUCACAGAGGAAAUAAUAAGAGGCUACAGUUUCAUUUCUGAUGAAUUGCACAGGCUUUAAUUAACUUCUCACUUCUGCUUUCGGUCUGCUGUGCCUGCAGAAACCAUCUUAACUUCUCCCCAGCCCUCCCGAGGCCGCUCAGCACUGGACCCUUCUCCUCGUGCCGUGAUGCCGGUGGGCUUUUCCCCUUCCAGUUGGGGUCUCGCCUUUCCGUUCUGUCAUGUUUCUGCCCAAUUUCUGCCUCCAGGCAAUUACUGACGGGGUUACUCGUGCUCUCACGAGUGGUUUUGAGGGCAGGAUGGGCCCUGCCUCUGCAUCAGCCCCAUGUCAUCCCCGGUGGCAGAUGACACCCCGCUUCAUUGUCACUGCUCAUAUGCUCGUGGAUGAUCUCACCCUCUUUAUUUUUAAUUCCCUGCUGCAGCGGAAAAAGCAGAAGCAUCGGUCUUGGGUUUUCCAGGGAGAGAUUGAGACGGGUGAGAGGUGGUUUUUAAUUUUCAAAGGGUUGGAAAGGUUACUCACGCUCCUGUGCUGCCUCUGCAAGACCAAAAUAGGGAAAACUUGUUCUUAGUACUUAAUCUUCUUUACCCGAGCCAUUUCUGGUGCUAUGAAGGGUUUGUCGCCUGGAUUCGGGUUCCAGUCCCUCAUUAACUGGUGGCCAGUUCUUGGUAUAUUGCCCAGGCAAACACUGUGACCAAAGGACUUUGUCACCCCUGCAGUCUCCUCCCAGUUUGGUGCUCAGGGCAGAAGCUCGGUGCCUGCCCCACGCUGGCACCCCCAAACCCCCCUGUUGAGGAAUGGCUAUAUGAGAACGGGCACGGCGCCAUGCAGGAUUGUCAGAAGUAAGCUAUGCCUGCCUGCAUUGAAAAUUCCGAGUUACGCUGAUAAGGAAGAUGCUGAAGGCCGUGCUGACCUUGCUUAAGUCAGAUAAACAACUUUGAGAAAGUAGACUGUGAGAGAACAGGAACAAACCCGGACCCAAGAAACCGCAUGUAGGAGGAGUAUGAAUAAUGUAAUCUUUAGUGCACAGCCAAUAGCUGUAAGACAAGUAGGCAUAUCUAAGUAUAAGAGUAUAAAAGUCUGAUGAUGCUGCAAUAAAGCUGAA